This is a messenger RNA of Populus euphratica (Euphrates poplar), 2534 nucleotides long. RefSeq lists its product as uncharacterized. NCBI's taxonomy places the organism in Eukaryota, Viridiplantae, Streptophyta, Magnoliopsida, Malpighiales, Salicaceae. The coding region runs from base 121 to 2382 and encodes 753 amino acids. The transcript is spliced from 3 exons. Gene Ontology annotation, molecular function: protein binding. The record is from RefSeq and is a predicted model, not a curated record.
UCCCUUUAAAUGCGCCUAACAAACUAACCACCUGAAAAUUCCUCCUGGGUUUGCAAGUGUAACAGCAAACAGAAAAUUUCCACUUCAAACACUUCAAUCUUCAAUCAAAAAAAUUCCCAAAUGAAAACCGUAAUUUUUAUAAGCCCAAUUAAUUGCGCAGCUCUACAAUCCCCUCCUUCAAUUUUCCUCUUUCAUUUUCAAUCACUUUCUCGAGAAAAUAAAAAAUCCCUCCUUCGCAUUUCCCAUACCAAAAACCCUGUCUUUACUCACAAACCCCGAUACUUCUCUCCAAUCAAAGCAUCUGCUUCAGACACUUAUAAUGGCUGGCACGACUUGGGACUCAUUGGUGGCGACUCAGUCAACUCGGGUGAGUCAACCCAGUUGAGGAACUUUCUAGUUUCUAUAGGAAUCGAUGAUAAAAAACAUGUCUUUAUGUUUAUAUUGGGUAUUUUUUGUGCCCUUGCAAUUUCUAGGGUCAGGGUUUCUUCAAUUAUAGUGUUUCCAGCUUCUGUUUUGGUUUUUGCUGUUGGGUUUUCCGUUGGGUUUGUACGUGGGGGGAGUUUUAAUGAGUUUAAUGUGAAUGCAAUUAAGAGAAAAGCUAGAGAGGAGUUUUUUAGGGUUUAUACUGAGAGGUUAAGGAGUUUAGUGGGUUUUUUUGAUGGUUUUGAUGUUAAAGCUGGUGACUUGAAGAAUGAUAUACAGAGAGCUAUUGAUUCUAAAGAAAUUAAAUUGGUUGAUUUGGAGAAUUAUGUUAAUGUGAUUCAAUCGAUAAAGGCUUCGGCUUUGAAUGCGAGAAAUGUUGUCCAGGCAAAUAUCGUUAAUUCAGGAAAUGUUAAUGGUGUGUUAGUUGAGAAUCAGAGAUCAUCUUCAAGUAUGAAAGGUAAGGAGAUUGGUGAAGUUGGGUUUGAGUUUUUACAAUUUGUGGGGGGUUUGUUUGGAGAGAAAGCGGUUAGUUCAAAGAGUAACAAAGUGAAGGAGAAAGAGAAAGAGAUUGCUAAGCAGGGGACUGCAAAGUGUGUGGAAAAUGAUCGAGCUCAAGGAAAUAACUCGACGCCAGUUGUUGAAGAAGAGGUUCUUAAUGCUGUUGAUAAUGAGAAAACGAAUAGGGAUUUCCUGUUUUCUCAAGGUUCAAUGAAUAAGUCUGCUUUGAAUUUGGAUAGUCGAAGGACUAGAAUUGUUUCAGAAAAUGGAAAGAUGAAUUUGGGGGAUGUAGGUGGGGAUAGAAAAAGACUUGUUAAUAAUGAAGACUAUCGUUACCAAAAUAACAGGUUGCAGUUCAUGGAUAAUCAUGGUGUUUAUUGGAAGAUGGAUCAAAAUAAUGAAACUGAAACAUGGAAAUCCCAGGAUAAUCUAUUUGAUUCUGUGGAUUUUGGUGUCAGUUUAGAACAAAUGGAAACAGAAACUAACUUCGUACAAAAGCAGAUGUACAGGAAAUCCUCCAGAGCUUACAGAUCCUCACACACCUGGAAGAUGAGUGAAGAUGAGAGUUACAGGUCUCAACUCAAAGAAGGGUGGGUGGAUGAUGAUUUGCAUUUAGGUGAUCACCAGUCAGUACCUGAGAGUGAAGUUGUUUCAUCUUCUUCUUCUUCUUCUUCAGUGGUUUCAGAUGACGUGGUGUUUGAUAGGCACCUUACAGAAGCUAACAACCUUCUGAAACAAGCCAAGGAGUUUCUAAGGGGAAGGAGUGAUGAAGAGCAUGUAGAAAUUAUUUUGCACAAGUCUGCGAAGUUACUUUCCAAAGCCAUAGCCAUGAAGCCGAUGAGUCUGUUGGCUGUCGGCCAAUUGGGCAAUACAUAUCUUCUUCAUGGAGAACUAAAAUUAAAGAUUAGUCGUGAGCUGCGAACUCUCCUCUCAAGAAGGGAUCCGUUUUAUGCAAAUGAUCACAGCGGAAUACUCAAAGGUCUAGAUGAUCAGGUAAUAAAGAAAGAUAAAAUCGCAUCUGUACUUAUAAAUGUGUGUGAAGAGUGUGAAGAACUCCUAGUUGAAGCUGGCAGAAAAUAUAGGCUGGCGCUAUCGAUUGAUGGGAAUGAUGUGAGAGCCUUGUAUAAUUGGGGCCUUGCCCUCUCCUUUCGUGCGCAGUUGAUCGCAGAUAUUGGACCAGAAGCUGCUUAUGAUGCUGAAAAAGUGUUCUUGGCUGCAAUUGACAAAUUUGAUGCCAUGAUGUCCAAAGGCAAUGUCCACGCACCAGAUGCCUUGUAUAGAUGGGGUGUGGUAUUGCAGCAGAGAUCCCGUUUACGGCCAACUAACAGUAGAGAGAAAGUGAAGUUGCUGCAGCAAGCAAGGAGGCUCUAUGAAGAUGCUCUUCAUAUGGACUCUAGCAAUCUUCAAGUUAGAGAAGCCCUAUUAUCAUGUACGUCUGAGCUCAAUCAUAGGCUAUUGUAAUCACUUUGAAGUAGUUGAUUGUUUCAAUGCUUUCCAUUUGUAUCCCAUCCUCAUUCUUUCCAGUUUCAAUUCACCAGCUAGGUUGUAUUCCAUGUAUAGAAAACAAUACCCAGAUAAGAAAAUAAAAUGGGGAAAAGGUCUUGCAAUUUUUA